Sturnus vulgaris (Common starling) is the source of this 426-nucleotide messenger RNA. The record is from RefSeq and is a predicted model, not a curated record. Lineage: Eukaryota; Metazoa; Chordata; Aves; Passeriformes; Sturnidae.
AUGGGCAACGCCAAGAGCGGGGCUCUGUCCCGGGAGGUGCUGGAGGAUCUCAAGACGAGCACUCGCUACACGGAGGAGGAGCUUUGCCGCUGGUACGAGAGUUUCCAGCGCCAGUGCCCCGACGGCCGCAUCAGCCGCGCCGAGUUCGAGAAAAUCUACGGCACCUUCUUCCCCAACUCGGACCCGCAGGGCUACGCCCGCCACGUUUUCCGCAGCUUCGACACCAACGACGACGGCACCUUGGAUUUCAGGGAAUACAUCAUAGCCCUGCACCUGACGUCGAGCGGGAAAACUCACCUGAAACUCGAGUGGGCGUUCUCGCUCUUCGAUGUGGAUCGCAACGGGGAGGUCAGCAAGAGCGAGGUGCUGGAGAUCAUCACGAGCGAGGUGCUGGAGAUCAUCACGGUGAGGAAAAUUGGGAAAUAA